AUGAAGAAAGCUGAGCUUGUGUUCAUCCCUCCACCAGUUUCAGGCCACCUGGUUCCCCAAAUUGAGUUUGCAAAACGCUUGUUAGAUCGAGGUGAUCGUUUCUCAGUCACUGUUCUUCUCAUGCAUUCUCCUACUAUCACUUCUCUUGCAUCUGCGUACACCAAAUCUUUUGCAGAAUCUAAUACUCCAAUAAGGCUCAUCAAUCUUCCUCCUCCUGUACACUUCUCUCCUUCACAGGAGCUUCGUAAAUCUAUUGAAAAGUUUAUAACUGAGGUCGUAGAUUAUCAUAAAGCCUGUGUUAAAGAAGUCGUUGUCAAGGACGUUCUUUCAAACUCUAACUUAGCUCCACUUGCUGGGUUGGUGAUAGAUUUCUUCUGUACAUCGAUGAUAGAUGUGGCAAAUGAACUUGGUGUUCCUUCUUAUUUGUUCUUUACUUCUAAUGCAGCUUUUCUUGGUCUCUUGAUGUACCUUCCAACUCGACAUGCUGAUGGCAGAGAAUUUGAAGAGUUUGAUGGUGAGAUUGUGAUUCCUAGUUAUGUUAAUCCAGUUCCAAGCAGUGGUCUGCCUGAAGUUUUGUUAAACAAGUAUGGUGGCUACACGACAUUUAUGAACCUUGGAAGAAGACUCAAGGAGACCAAAGGGAUUAUUGUGAACACAUUUGAGGAGCUGGAGUCUCAUGCGGUGAAGAGUUUGAUGAAUGAUUUUGUUAAUGUGCCUCCUGUUUACACAGUUGGACCGGUGAUUGAUCUAAAGGGAAAGAGUAAUAAUAAGUUAGACUCAGAUGAGAUCAUGAAAUGGCUUGAUGAUCAACCUGAUUCAUCAGUUGUGUUGAUGUAG
Pistacia vera is the source of this 837-nucleotide messenger RNA. RefSeq names its product UDP-glycosyltransferase 71K1-like. Lineage: Eukaryota; Viridiplantae; Streptophyta; Magnoliopsida; Sapindales; Anacardiaceae. The record is from RefSeq and is a predicted model, not a curated record. The coding region runs from base 1 to 837 and encodes 278 amino acids. The transcript has a single exon.